This is a messenger RNA of Triticum turgidum subsp. durum (durum wheat), 789 nucleotides long. Lineage: Eukaryota; Viridiplantae; Streptophyta; Magnoliopsida; Poales; Poaceae. The record is from the annotation of a GenBank genome assembly.
AUGGAGUCCUGCGAGAUCGCGCGCCUGCCGGAGGAGCUCGUGUCGGCGGCGCUCUCCCUCACGUCGCCGCGCGACGCCUGCCGCGCCGCGGCGGUCUCCCCGGCCUUCCGCGCAGCCGCCGACUCGGACGCCGUCUGGGCCUGCUUCCUACCGCCGCUCGCCGACCAACCGCCGCUCGCUGACGGAGAGGCGCUGCUGGCGUGCGGGAAGAAGGACCUGUUCCUCCGCCUCUCCGGCAGCUCCGUCCUCCUCCCAGGCGGACUCAUGAGCAUGUGGCUGGACAGGGAGACCGCCGCCAAGUGCUACAUGGUGGCGGCGAGGGAGCUGUCCAUCGCGUGGCGCGACACACCGCAACACUGGACCUGGAUCCCUCUCGAGGACUCCAGGUUCUCCGACAGUGCUGAACUCAUCUGGGUUUGUUGGUUGGAAAUCCGCGGCAAGAUACACAGCAAGAUGCUGUCCCAAGGCUCAACUUACGCCGUUUACACCGUGUACAAGCUAGCAGAGGAGCCCGACGGGCUCAACUUUCCGGUCAAUGCAUCGGUGAGCGUUGGAGGAAGCAUUCUUGCGUCCAAGGUCUGCCUCCAACGUGACCCGCACAUGAUCCAUCCCGAGGACGUAGCGCUCCCUCAUCAAAGGGUCGAUGGUUGGAUGGAGCUGGAGUUGGGUGAGUUUGUUUGUGAGGCGGGUGAAGAUGGCGACGUGUCCUUUGGCCUGUCAGAGACUGAAUCUUUGUACUGUAAGAGCGGUCUCAUCUUGCAGGGCAUCGAGAUCAGGUGUAAGAAUUAG